CAAAAUUACACACACUCACACACUCAGUGCCACUCUGCUCACUGGUCUUCCACUCCUAUAUCUCAAUUUCCUUCAGAUGAACCAGAUAGCAAUGGUGGAUUUCGACUUCCCACUGGAACCGCUGCCGCCGCCACCGCAAUACCCCACCCUACCACCGCCAGGCCCACCGCCACAGCCAACAGUCGUCGGGACUGCUGGCGGAAAUGGUGGAUUUUUCAGGCGGAGGCCGAAAAUUAGGGUCACCUCCGAGUACGACAGUGAGAGCUCGGUGUUCUUCCACAAGAUCUCCUGCAAGUUGCUGGAUAGCUUGGCCAAGUUGAAAUUCUCGUUUCAGAAUGACGGCAAGGGGGAAAUCUCCGACCCUCAGCUGGCUUUUACUUCCAAGUACUUGUCUCUUAACUAUGAUAUCGAGGAAAAAAACGCCCUUGUCAACGGAGGUUUUGAUGUUGGACCUGCUCUUCAAUUCAAAGCCACUCAUGACGUCAAAGCUCAGCAAGGAGAGGUGUCAAUGAUUGCAGAUCUUGUCACUCCAGGUUUGAAACUUGAGCUGUCAUCCACUGUUCCAUCUGUUGGCAUGCCUAGAGCAACCCUUAAGUUUCCACUAGGCGAAUUUUCAUUUGAGGAGAAAGAGGAGGAUGAAGAGGAAGAAUUAAAGAGGAGGUUAUCUGUUAGUGGGAUAUUCAAAACUCAAAUGCUAGAUGGGAUUUGUACUGCAGAAUACAAGGAUGAAGAUUUGAGUUUACGCUAUGCCUACAAGGAUGAGCAAAUGGCAUUCAUUCCAAGAAUUUCUUUGCCUUCAAAUACAGUAUCAUUUGCUUUGAAGCGUAGAUUUGGCCCUUCAGACAAGUUGAGUUACUGGUAUAAUUUUGAUUCAAAUGACUGGAGCACAGUGUAUAAACACACAGUUGGCAAGGACUUGAAAUUUAAAGCUGGUUAUGAUUCAGAGGUGCGACUUGGGUGGGCAUCUCUUUGGGUUGGAGAGGAGGAUGGCAAAGCUAAGACUGCUCCCAUGAAGAUUAAAGUUCAGUUCAUGCUCCAGGUGCCCCAAGAUGACAUCAAAUCCUCUGCUUUGAUGUUCCGUGUCAAAAAGAGAUGGGACAUAUGACUUUGAAGGUUGUACAGUGAUGAUCUCUUAAAUUUUCACAGCAAUGAUGAACGUGGUGUUUCAAGUGGUGGUGCAGCCUAGAAUAUAUUUGUUUCACAGCAAUGAUGAACGUGGUGUUUCAAGUGGUGGUGCAGCCUAGAAUAUAUUUGUUGUAACCAUAAUUGUGCUAUACCAAACAGGUCACCAUAUUGGGUAGAAGAUUUUUCUUUAUUAUGAUAGAGAGCUGAAAAAGAAAUGAUCAAGCAUUUUGCCCUGGAUAAUUUCUUUGAUGAUUCUUGGUUGCAGUUGUUGACAGUCAAUUGUAUAUCCGACAAUGGAGUACUCACAGCCAGCAUUUCUCUAUA
This is a messenger RNA of Coffea arabica (coffee), 1449 nucleotides long. Its product is annotated as outer envelope pore protein 37, chloroplastic. Gene Ontology annotation, molecular function: monoatomic ion channel activity. The record is from RefSeq and is a predicted model, not a curated record. Gene Ontology annotation, cellular component: chloroplast outer membrane. NCBI's taxonomy places the organism in Eukaryota, Viridiplantae, Streptophyta, Magnoliopsida, Gentianales, Rubiaceae. Gene Ontology annotation, biological process: monoatomic cation transport.